Messenger RNA from Cucurbitaria berberidis CBS 394.84, 3698 nucleotides. RefSeq lists its product as uncharacterized. The transcript is spliced from 2 exons. Bases 145 to 3549 code for a protein of 1134 amino acids. The record is from RefSeq and is a predicted model, not a curated record. Lineage: Eukaryota; Fungi; Ascomycota; Dothideomycetes; Pleosporales; Cucurbitariaceae.
UGGCCGUCGCGCAGUCCUUACUAGCAAAACCACGCCCUCACCUUCCUUCCACGCUUCUCAACAUACUUUCAAUUGCAACGUCUAUCCAACACACCUCGGCUGGAAUGACCUCUCACUCGCACUAUUUCGUCUACAGCGCUCGCAAUGACUUCGCAGGCACUUGAAGCUGCGCUGAGCGAGCUAGACAACGACGCGUCGCAUUUGCGCCUUUCCGAGCUUAUUGCUGCCCGGAAAUUCGACGGACCAACGCUUCCUGCCAUUGCUGAACUUUUUUUGCGCGCAUUUUGCGACAUUGCCUCCUCUUCCACACGGAGAAGAUGGGUCGGAAUUGCGCUUGCCCGUAUGAUUGACGCGUCACUCGACGUUGUCGACCACCUCAAGCAGUUGCGACAGGAAUCGCAAAGACUCGGCACGAUUAUACUAAGCAACACCGAGCUUGAGGAAACCAGAAUCGUCGCGGGUAUCAUCAUCCGGCAAGGCUUAGAAAAGGGCAUCGAGUAUAGCAACUUCUGGGUGUCGGACAAAGUCAUGAACAGCGCACCCAAUUUCCCCAAGGCCCCCGGCCCCAGGUGGAUGGCCGAGUUUCAGAGCUUCCUCGACACUUUGGGCGAUUUGGCUCUGGCUAACCCGAAUACUGAUCCCUCCAUUAUCUACCCCAUCUCGCUUCUCGCUUCGGAUGGCUUCAAAUGGCGGGAAUCCAACGACGGGUUUCCCAUUGCGCUCAUCCAAGCAGGAAUGUUAACAGUCGUUGCGCCAGACGGACUUCUUCGAGAUAUACAAUUCGUGGACAUCCCAAUUAGUCACGUUUGCAGAAUGGAUACUCGGCGCUCCACUCUUCACGAUAGUCAAGCGCAAUCGACAGGGCACGAGCCGUGGGACCUUGUCCUCAUACUCAAAGCUGAGCCAUGGAGCUAUCGUCUAGACGCAUCGCUCCGCGCGGGAACCGAGGUUACGCUCUUGUUCCAGCACUCGGCGGACGCAAAAGAAUGGGAGAAGUGCAUCAUGGAGCAUCAAAAAGGAGAAACAGACACCACCACCUAUAUGCCUCCAGCGGCCCAUCCUUUAAUGUCGAGCAGCUCCCCGAUCGAUCUCCGCCCUUCGCCAUCACCAACAACGGACGGAAUUAUGCACCAAGAUGGGCAGAAGAUAACCACACAAUCCCAUUCGUCUAGUCAAUCUAAUCGUUCGCGGCCAGUUGUGUCGGUUCCAUGGUCGCCUUUAAAUGAACAACAUCUAGAACAACUAAGGACAUCAUCAGAUCAACUUAGUGAGAGUCUACAGACACAUCGAGAGAGAUCAAGCAGAGCGGCCUCCAAGAGAACACAAGUACGCGCAGAACAACAGCAGGACACCACCAAGCCAGCGCAACAACAAGACAGAUCGAAACGGCCGAAACAGCAGGACAAAAUGAAUACGGACCAGGGACAUACUAGUUUACCGCGAGUGCAAGAAUCGAAAGCCUCAAGCUCGGAAGAUAUGCCCGAUGGCCUGAAUCCAUUGGAGCAGACUGAGCCAGUACGCCCGAUACCAAAUCGAACGACAUACAGCAAAGGAAAGCUACCAAAAGUCUCACAGGCCGCAAAACUGAAAGCUUCUAAGCAACUUCAACCACAAGCUGACGUUUUCGAUAUACCGAACGAGAAGCCCGCACGGGCGAAGGGAAGGAAGAAAGCUGACCAGAACAACGUUUCGAGCUCUGGACUGGCAUCGCAGAAUCAACCACAGAGAUUGAAGGUUGUUGACCAUACGACUACCGGCAACGCGAAAGAAAAACGAUCGCAAGCAAAGCGCAAAGCAGACGAUGAUGACGAUGACUUUGUUCCGGAGAAGAAGAGACCUAAGACAAGAGCAACUACUAAGCGAAAAUCCGCAUUAAUCAUGGCCAAUGGUGCUGAGCAGUCAAGGGAGGAAGCCCCUGUUGAACCUAGCGAAGAUACCCGAGUUGCUACUUCUGGGGCGAACCCAAUAAAGGCAAAGACAGUGGCCCAGCAUCUUGCACCAGCGGCGUCAGAUAGGGCCACAAAGGUGUCGAAGCCGCGAGCGACCAAGUCAAAACCAAAACCAAUCGAAAAGCCUUCCUCGUCUAUUGCUUCAUCACGCUACUCCUUAAUUGGAGGCCUGUUAGGCUCUCAGCUUCCACCAAAGUCUUCCACCAUGGCGUUCAAAAAACCAGAGCUUCCAGUUCGAGCUCCCCAAGCCCCAUCAACACCGACCCCGCCUAAAACUCGGUCUGGCAAUCCACAUAUACGACCACAGACACCGAUGGAUGCGCGAAGGCAACUUAAUGACGAGCCUUUGUCUUCCGUUUUCUCGUCACCGCCACUAGGCAACGCAAGCCAAAGAGGGAGUAAUUGGAGACAUCAGACUGCAGCCGAUACAGAGAUGCUUUCCAGCAACAGCAAACCCGUGCCUGCGUCACCAACUGCAGAGUCUACGGCCAUCUCUGGUCACGCAGAUUAUGAUGAAAUAGAUUUUGAGAAAAGACGAGGCGAUGCACAAACGGCUGAGAGUGACCCGUUCAGGCGGCGUCGUGAGGGUCAGAAAGCGACGUCUUUUACACGCCGUCUAACAGGAGAAGGUUUGGCGGUCGGAAACCCCUCACCGAAUGUAGGUCUAUCGCAUAGCACACCAAUUGACGUCGCUCGGCUCGAUAGUUCGGACAUUGACGACGUCCUUAUUACGGCAGUGACUCAGCCCCUUUUACAGCAUGUGUCAUGGCGACAAAAGAUGCUUAGUCCUACAAACCUAAAAUCUCCUUUUAGGGGAAACCUUGCCCAAGUUCCAGAAUCGCACAAGCCGGUAACAUAUGUGAAGGCGAAGCAGAACGAGAUGUCAUCAAAGCAAAGAGCAGCAACGCAGACGCAAAGUACUGUCGGAAUCGGUCCAGAGACUACCCACAAUGCUACCAGGCGAGUCGCUACAGAGGUUGCUCCGAACGAGGCAUCAACAUUACAUGAAGACGAGGCACAAGAUGGCGAGAUCCAAAAUCCUAUCUUGACCGCUUCACGACAAUCCAUCGACAACACUCUAGUGGAUCAGCUAGUGCAGACUUAUGAAGAUGUGGAUAUGGACGGCGACGCUACCCUCGUCAACUAUGAGGAAGAUGAGCGGCCCAUAUCUAAUCUCAAGGCUUCACCCGUUCAUUUCCGCUCCUCGCCACCCAUCCCAGGUUCUCCAAGUAGCCACAGCUCUACGUCUGCCGAACCCGAACCGUCGUCUCAGUCAGCGCUGCCUACAUCAGAAGCAGAAGAAAUCGAGUGGGAGGCGAGCCUCCAGCCUCAUCAACGUGCAAUCCAUGAUCUCCUCAUCCGCACAUCCAAGCGAGUCUUGCGCCACAUCAUCGACAAUGAGACGGCUGUGACUGACAUUGCGGAAAUUUUUGUUCGGGAUGGCGAGCACGUACUCAAUGCUUUGCUCCAGCGGCAUGAUCGUGAUUACGAUCACGUCUUUCAUGACAUGGAAAACAAGACGAAGGGUCUAAAGAAGGAGCUAGAACGUGCCGCGAAGAAUCUUUUGAAGGAGAGGAAGCGUGUUGAUGCAAUAGGAUAGACGUGCAUGAUUAUUUUGACGAGACCGCUACACAGUGUAUGAUGGUGCUCGCGUUGUAGUAUAGGUAUUAGGUCAUGAUAUUACGACCCUAAUGAUUAUACAAGACCAUGACUUACGAAGAGAGGUUAGCAAGAGCAUAGCAUUGACUG